Molecule: messenger RNA, 1509 nt
Organism: Rubroshorea leprosula
Lineage: Eukaryota; Viridiplantae; Streptophyta; Magnoliopsida; Malvales; Dipterocarpaceae
Source: the annotation of a GenBank genome assembly
UGGCAUGGUUUCCUGGAGGAAUAAUCUGUUGCAGUGGACAAAAUGCUUGAGAUGGUGGGGUUUAACUUAUGUGAUGCACUAUGUCUGGUGUUCUCGACGGAGGACGAGAGGAGUUUCUGCACAAGCUUAUUUCCAUUUCUAAUUCCAAUUCCGAUUCCUAUCCCAUCUAAACUUCCUUUGAAGUCCAUUAAACUCUUUGCUACCGGGCUUCCCAAAAAGUUGAAGCGGGGGAUCCCGCAUCCGACAGGCUAGCCGGGCCGUGAGCGCGGUGGGAAUGGGCUUCCCAAAAAGCCAGCCCCGAUUUCAUUCCCAUUUUGAUUCCAAGAGUUUCACAUGCUAUUUCCGAUUUUAAUUCCAAUUUCUCUGAAGUUCCAAUCGAAAGUUCUCCUCGAUUUCAUUCUCAUUUCCAAUUAUCCUCAUUUCUGAUUGCAUGUUCAAUUAAAUGCAGUUUUUUUGAUUGGGGGCAUUCAGUCCAGGCUUAGUGUUGCUCAAGACCAAGGCUCUGGUAAUUUUUACUCGAUUCCGGUGACGGCGUAGACAUUGUCCAGCAACCUCUGCAACUCCGAUCUCCCUCUCUCUUUUGGGUUACAUUCACUGGUUUUGCAGUGGAGAGUCUCCCACAUCAUCUUCUUUUGAUCAAUUUCUUGUGCAAAAUGAAUCUUCCUCCGAAAGGGCUUCUGAAUUGCAUGUUGAUAAAGAAAAUGAGCAGUGUUGAUGGUUGUCAGACUUCGUUUAUAUGAUUGUGUUGGCUAAUUUUUGUUUACUGCAUGCUAAUAUGUACAAAAAUUAUGGAUGUGGUGAAAUGUGUACAGAGAAUAGGGUGUUGGAAGAGUGAUUAGGAGGAAAUACGUGUGGUUUUUAGGUUUUGAUUUCUUGGAACUUCUUUUGCUUAAUAAGCUAUGUGUAGAGAAAUGAAGAUUGAUUUGCUGAAAUUUUAUAGUUUGAGUUCUACAUUGUAGUUAAUCUUGUUUAUUGCUUUUAAAUGUGAUUUGAGUUUCACUAAACAAAAAUGAAACAUGUUCUUUUUUGUUGUAUCCUGAAAAUUACUCUCCAGAUUAUUGAAGAAGGUUCUUCUCACUGGGAAACAGCACUCUUCAUUGGAAUUGAUUUCAUUCUUACCCAGCGGUCAACAAUGGAAAGUACACCAUUCUCCUUGCAUGACGAUGCUUUUGUUUUGAAGUUAAUUCGGUAACACCAACAGGCGGGCGGCCAAAAUAUCCCUCGGAGUUCCAUUCAUUUAGGUUCAAGGUCUUGCAUCAAAUCAGUAGGCUUCAAACUCUGAAAUGGACAUAUGUUAACCAUAGGAAAUACAUGUAAAAUCAACAUACAGCCGAGUAGCAAUAGGAAACAAAGAGGCGUAUAAUUCUAUAUUUCUUUGAUUAGUAACUUAGUAUACAUAACAGUGGAUUAUGAGAUUAUUCAAGGUUACUUUUGGAAUAGCAUCUUGUUCCGGCACGAUUUUCAUCUUAAAGUAAUGAUGCUAUCAGUGGCAGCAGCUAUUUUGGUUUG